Molecule: messenger RNA, 1273 nt
Organism: Saccostrea cuccullata (small rock oyster)
Lineage: Eukaryota; Metazoa; Mollusca; Bivalvia; Ostreida; Ostreidae
Exons: 9
Coding region: 111-1205 (364 amino acids)
Source: RefSeq, a predicted model, not a curated record
GCAUAUAGGUUAAUAGCUAAUGGAUAAAUAAAUUGGUUGCUUUGGGAAGAAGGAAUGAGGUAAAAUGAGGAUAUUACGUGAUUUAAAGAUGGCGGAAUUCAAAAUUCAAUAUGGCUAGUGUCUGGGUAUUAAGUGUUUUUUUCUUUUGGAAUAUUUUCAUCCACAGUCCAGCGACCACACAAAAUCACGAAGAAGUUUUGCAGAUUCACUUCCCGAGUGUUACAAUGGCAGCCCAAAAGAAUGGUUACCUCACGGCAUCGACAGAAGAUGGCGGAAACAUUCACAUAAACUCCGGAGGAAACAAAACUGGUGUUUAUUUUGAUAAUGAAAACUUGUUUCGAAUUAUCCAAAUUGCCUUGAGCCUCCCACCUGUGUGGAUAAACCAUACUGACACUGGAUACUCUGGAAGAUUCGAGGGAGGAAAACAUUUCAAUAUUCCACUAAAACUAAUGGUACCUGGAUCCGGAAAUCUAACUUUUGAGAUUGUUGCUGGAUCACUUCCACCUGGAGUUUUCCUUGAUUCAGCAAAUCGCCGGAUAUCCGGUAUUGUACCAGAUCAAGAUGCUGAGUACAUCUUCACUGUAAGAGCCAAAACCGAAUACGGAAAGUUUGCAGAUGCCGUUUUCCGAUUUGAUUCUUACGAAUCUGAUCAAUGUCAAGAAGAGCCAUGCCACAAUAAUGGUGUAUGUAACGAUACACGUGAGGGAAUAGGCUACACGUGCAUCUGUAAUGGGCACUAUGGAGGACUUCAAUGUGAUACAGAUUGUAGAUUAAACAGUUUAGAAGUUAGAAACAAAAAUGUCAUACCGGAUGCUCAACUGUCAGCAUACUUAUCACGUAACCAAUCUCUGGCCUCGGAGGCGAGGUUUGAUAGCAAUGCUUCAAUGGGCUGGUGUGGGGAAAACGCAAACUCAUGGAUACAAGUAGAUUUGGGUGAUGAAGGGAGAAUAUUUGCUGUGACCACUAAGUCUAGGGAUAGUAACCGAUUCAUGAAAUCUUUCUCACUGUCUUGCAGCACUGAUGGUACAAGAUUCUCAGACGUCCUGGAUACUAACAAUACAAUAGCUCACGUAUUUUCCAGUGGUAUUGGGGCUUUAACCCAGCCCCUUCCUGAUCCUGUCACGUGUCGGUUUGUGAGACUCCAUCCCAAGUCCUACAAAGGUCAUCCCUGUCUUAAGUUUGAACUUCAUGGCUGUGUUCCUUAAAGUGAGCUAGUGAGCUGCAUGUGACUCAAUCAUUUAUCAAAUAAAACUUAACAAAAUUGUGCAUUGAA